AUGGUUUUUGGCAUGAAGAAAACACGUUCUUCUCGUGCAUCGCAACAUGCUGCUGCGAGCCCCGAGCACGAUAGCCACCCACACCCGACGCACACGCACUCGCAAUCUUCAUCGCAGAGCAACUCGAUGGCCGAGAGAGGCAACGGACGUCACCAGCCCCGCGAUCGCGACGAACAACACGACAUCGACUCACGAUGGAAACAGCUCAUGAACGAUUAUAUCGACGGGGUGCUUGUUUCCACAGUCCUCACCGACGCUCAGAAAUAUGACGCGCUCAAACUUGCGUACGACAUCUUCGUCUCUCGUAUCGACAAUGGACAACAAUAA
This is a messenger RNA of Myxozyma melibiosi, 327 nucleotides long. RefSeq lists its product as uncharacterized. The record is from RefSeq and is a predicted model, not a curated record. NCBI's taxonomy places the organism in Eukaryota, Fungi, Ascomycota, Lipomycetes, Lipomycetales, Lipomycetaceae. The coding region runs from base 1 to 327 and encodes 108 amino acids. The transcript has a single exon.